Messenger RNA from Scomber japonicus (chub mackerel), 2373 nucleotides. It is a transcript of the gene slc19a2, whose product is annotated as solute carrier family 19 member 2. Gene Ontology annotation, biological process: transmembrane transport; vitamin transport. Gene Ontology annotation, cellular component: plasma membrane. The coding region runs from base 92 to 1525 and encodes 477 amino acids. The transcript has 6 exons. NCBI's taxonomy places the organism in Eukaryota, Metazoa, Chordata, Actinopteri, Scombriformes, Scombridae. Gene Ontology annotation, molecular function: vitamin transmembrane transporter activity. The record is from RefSeq and is a predicted model, not a curated record.
UGGUCAUGUGAUAUCAGUUACCAGCACCAGAGAAAGGAGCUGUCAGAAGCGGUUGAGCUACACUGUGGAGGGCACGCGGCAUGUGUCCAACAUGUCUAUGUUCUACCCGACUCUGUUACUUUGUGUGUACGGCUUCUUUGCUAACCUGCGUCCGUCGGAGCCUUUCCUCACUGCCUACCUCCUGGGACCAGACAAGAACCUGACAGAGACUCAGGUUGUUAAUGAAAUCUACCCAGUAUGGACAUAUUCCUACCUGGUGUUGCUGUUCCCCAUCUUCCUGGCUACAGACUAUCUCUGUUAUAAGCCUGUCUUGGUCUUGCAGGCGACUAGCUUAGUGGUUACCUAUGUAAUGCUCCUGAAGGCCCAGGGCAUGCUGGCCAUGCAACUCCUGGAGUUUUUCUUUGGGCUGGCCACAGCCUCAGAAGUGGCCUAUUACUCCUACAUCUACAGUGUAGUGGAGCCGACACACUACCAAAGAGUGACAAGCUACUGCCGUAGUGUCACAUUGUUUGGAUCGGCUGCUGGCUCUCUGAUUGGUCAGCUCCUCCUCUCUGUGGCAAAAGUAGAGAUGCUCCACCUUGUCAUCAUAACUUUAGCAUCAGCCUCUGUGGCGUUUGUUGCUCCCUGGUUUCUACCCAUGCCCAAGAGGAGCUUGUUUUUCCACAAGAGUUUGGAAGCGGUGGAGGAGAGGCAGCAGAGAGAAAGCAGAUCAUUGAUGGAGAACGGAGAGGACUCAGAGAGUAAAGUGCCUCUAAACAACCGAGAUGUCUCAAGUGAGGCGUCCAGGACCUCUGCGGCAGGGAAUGGUAGCAGUGGUCUUGUGGAGGUGCUACAGAUGUUGUUUACAGACUUCCUGCAGUGCUACAGUUGUCGCCCUCUGCUGGCCUGGUCACUGUGGUGGGCGCUGGCCACCUGUGGAUACUUCCAGGUCCUCAACUACGCUCAAGUACUCUGGGAGAAUAUUCGUCCACCCCAGGAAAUCUACAAUGGCUAUGUAGACACGCUAUCCACUCUGCUGGGGGCUAUGGCAGCUCUGCUGGCGGGCUAUCUGCCAGUGAGCUGGGCUGUGUGGGGGGAGCUGACUCUGUGUGUCCUUUCCCUGCUGAUGGCUCUGUGUGUAUUUGUCAUGGACACAGUGAAGAACAUUUGGCUGUGUUACAGCUCAUAUAUCCUCUUCAGAGCCACAUACAUGUUACUCAUCACUUUUGCCACAUAUCAGAUCGCAACCAGUCUCAACAUGCAGCGCUAUGCCUUGGUGUUUGGAGUAAACACUUUCAUGGCUCUGCUCCUGCAGACUCUGCUCACUGUGGUGGUGGUGGACUCGGCUGGCCUUGGCCUCAAUGUCUUCACUCAGUUCCUCAUCUAUGGCUGCUACUUUGCUGUCAUCUCCGUGGUGUUCCUCAUUUCUGGGCUUUGCAAACUGGCCUCAAGGAGGCACCCUGAGCAGGUGGUGCUGGCCAACAGCCCAGAAGAGCCGUCUGUCCUGCGAUCAGUGACACAAGCUCUUGCAGAGAGCACAUCGUGAUAGCUAUUAGCUUCUCACACAGUAAAGUUCAUGAGCACAGUGACUUCACAAGGUGAGGUUCAGUAAUCUCAUAGCCUAUGGGGUUCAUUGUGUCAAAGUAGAAGGUAGAGGCAAAAACUACUGUCUGUAGAAUGACUGUAGGUCUCUCACUGUGUCUUUGCCUUUUGCUUAGCAAAGCACUUCAUUUAUAGCCAAAGGCUUAUAACAUGUAUCUCACACAACUUUUUUCUCUAUGCAUAGUAUCUUCAUUUUCCUUCUUAUUGAAGAUGAUGCCUUAGACUUGAUAUGAACAACUAAAUCAACACUAGGAAUGAGUUCAUCAUUUCCUCUGUUACAUAAGCCACCAGCCAAAAAGACAUUUGUAUUUUUCUAUGUAUUAUUUCUUCCUGCAAUUGCAGAGAUUGUGUAUUGUACUGUCCAAAAUCUUGAUAACAAUUGAUGAGUACCGUGAAAGCUAUUACAUUGUUGACUUGCAACUUGUUACCAUGUUUGAUAUUGAUAGAUUAUUAUCAUGUUCAUUACUGCUAAGUGAUUAGUUAAGAUAUAUACACACAUACAUAUAUAUGGGUCAAAGACAAGAUGUGUAAAGUUAGUGUCCAAAGGCCAUUAAUGUAAAAUAAAAAGAUAAAUAUGUGUAAAUAUAAUAUUAAAACACUCAACCCUUCUUUUCACCCAAAAGUACAUGUGUACAGAGAUGAAUCAGUUAUUUGCUUGCAAUAUGUUUGAUUUGUUGCAUAGCCUAUGGAACAGUUAUUACUAGCCUAAGUGAAGUAUUGUGCUGAUGUACCGUAAAUUCCGGACUACAGAGUGCACCUGAUUAAAAGCUGCAUGCUCUAAUUUUAGAAAGA